AUGCCCGCCUCGCUCGACAAGCUCCCCGAAGAGCUCUACAAACUCAUCCUCGACCACGUCGAGGACGCCGACAAGAGCUGGCGCGAGCGUGGACCUGAGCCAGACGACGACGGCGCCGACCCCGACACGACCAGCGUCAAGGCUCGAUGGUCAACAUGGUACGGCCAAGGCGUGUUCUCGCUCGCGCACGUCGACAAGCGGUGGAAUGCGCUCGCUCGCUCGAUCCUGUUCAAGCGCAUUCGAUGGUCCGCCUUCGCCUCGUCGUUCUUCCAGCUCUACAUCCUCGGCGAGCCCUUGGGCCGCUACGUCAAGGAGCUCGACCUGUGCUACGAAGGCGGCGCCCUCCCACCGGGCGUCGCGUGGGCGUGCGCUCUGCAGAAGCUCCCCGAGCUCGCCGCCAUCUCGAUCAACCACGACGCUCAUGACGUCUACCUCGACCACGUCGACCCACGGCGCCUGCGCACCCUCAACAUCUGGUUCCAGGACACGGUUCGCCUGUACGACAUGCCCGCCCUCCUGCGGCACCUUGUCGCGCUGCGCGAGCUCGAGCUCGACUUUGUCAACGUCGACGACAACGACUACGAGCUCGAGGACGACCCGGCCCGAGCGUUGCUCCCGUCGAUCAAGACGCUCGAGUUACACGACGUCGCGGUCGAGGACAGCUUGCGAUUCGCCGCCGCCUUCACGCCCAACAUCACGGCCUUGACGGUCACCUUCUUAGACCAGUACCUCUUUCGCGAUCCAGAGCUUCACGUCAAGCUCGUCCCUGACGCCGCCGCACGCGUCAGCGUCACGUUCCUAGAGCCGACCAGACCACCCACCAGCCUGCGCGAGCUUGUCCUCGACAUCCCGCUCUCGGCCCUCGUCACGCGAGCCGAGCUGCGCCGUCUCGAGGCGCUGUGCGACCGACUCGGCAUCGCCUACCGCGCGCACACCCGAUACGCAGCGCGUUGGCCGUUGCUCCGCCAACCCGGUCCCGCUCGACGACCCGCGCCGGCUCGGGUCCGCGAGACCAGGGACACGCUCGCGUGGGCGACGGCCCGCAUGCAGUGGCUCGUCGACACGGUCGACGCGCAGGGACUCGACGAGAUGGUCGCCUCGACGCAUGGGCUUCGGGAUCGGCGAGCGAUCGAGCGCUCGUGA
This is a messenger RNA of Rhodotorula graminis WP1, 1143 nucleotides long. RefSeq lists its product as uncharacterized. The coding region runs from base 1 to 1143 and encodes 380 amino acids. The transcript has 4 exons. The record is from RefSeq and is a predicted model, not a curated record. Lineage: Eukaryota; Fungi; Basidiomycota; Microbotryomycetes; Sporidiobolales; Sporidiobolaceae.